GAGGCCAGCCCGACGCUGUGUAGCGAGCGCGCCCCGCGCCCCGCGCCCGGCUCUCACAGCCCAGGAGCCCCCGCCCCGCGCCCACCAUGCCCGAGCAGCUUAGCGUCGCGGAGUUCCUGGCCAUCACAAUGGAGGACCUCAGCUCCCCGGCCGGCGCCGCAGCCUUCGCCGCCAAGAUGCCCCGGUGCCGGGGGGCGGCACUGGCUCGGGAGGAGAUGCUGGAAGGAGACCAGGCCAUCCUGCAGAGAAUAAAGAAGGCUGUGCGAGCGAUCCACAGCUCUGGCCUUGGCCACGUGGAGAACGAGGAGCAGUACCGAGAGGCCGUGGAAUCCUUAGGCAAUAGCCACCUGUCCCAAAACAGUCAUGAGCUGUCCACCGGCUUCCUAAACUUGGCUGUGUUCACCCGAGAGGUGGCCGCACUCUUCAAGAACUUGGUUCAGAACCUGAACAACAUUGUCUCUUUCCCGCUGGACAGUCUGUUGAAGGGGCAACUAAGAGAUGGGCGACAGGAUUCCAAAAAACAGCUGGAGAAGGCGUGGAAGGACUACGAAGCCAAAAUGGCCAGGCUGGAGAAGGAGAGGGACCGGGCCAGAGCGACAGGAGGGAGCCCAGGGGAGGUGGCCCAGGACACACAGAGGGAGCGGCGUGUCUUCCAGCUGCACAUGUGCGAGUAUCUGCUCAAAGCUGGGGAGAGCCAGAUGAAGCAAGGGCCCGACUUCCUCCAGAGUCUCAUCAAGUUCUUCCACGCCCAGCACAACUUUUUCCAAGAUGGCUGGAAAGCUGCUCAGAGCCUGUCCCCCUUCAUCGAGAAGCUGGCAGCCUCGGUACAUGCACUCCGGCAAGCCCAGGAGGAGGAGCUACAGAAGCUGACCCAACUUCGGGACUCCCUCCGAGGGACGCUGCAGCUUGACAACAGAGAGGAGAACAUGAGCCGGAAGAACUCAGGAGGUGGCUACAGCAUCCACCAGCACCAAGGCAACAAGCAGUUUGGGACGGAGAAGGUGGGCUUUCUAUACAAGAAAAGUGAUGGAAUUCGAAGAGUCUGGCAGAAAAGGAAGUGUGGAGUCAAGUAUGGCUGCCUGACCAUCUCACACAGCAUGAUAAACCGGCCCCCAGUGAAGCUGACGCUGCUGACGUGCCAAGUGAGGCCAAACCCUGAGGAGAAAAAGUGCUUUGACCUGGUGACUCACAACAGGACAUACCAUUUCCAGGCAGAGGAUGAACAUGAGUGUGAGGCGUGGGUGUCAGUGCUGCAAAACAGCAAGGACGAAGCUUUGAGCAGUGCCUUCCUUGGGGAGCCCAGUGGCAGCCCUGGGCCCUGGGGGGCCGCCGGGCUGGAUGGGGAGCUCCAGGACCUCACCAAGCUCCUCAUCGCCGAGGUGAAGAGCAGGCCCGGAAACAGCCAGUGCUGCGACUGCGGGACUGCAGACCCCACGUGGCUCAGCACCAACCUGGGCGUGCUCACCUGCAUCCAGUGCUCCGGUGUCCACCGUGAGCUGGGCGUCCGCUUCUCACGCAUACAGUCCCUCACCUUGGACCUGCUGGGCCCUUCCGAGUUGUUGCUGGCCUUGAACAUUGGAAACACGCGCUUCAAUGAGGUCAUGGAGGCCCAGCUGCCCUCACACGGAGGUCCUAAACCCUCGGCUGACAGUGACAUGAGUACCCGCAGGGACUAUAUCGUGGCCAAGUAUGUGGAACACAGGUUUGCUCGGAAGUCCACACCCGAGCCACAGAGACUCUGGAUGGCCAUUUGUAACCAGGACAUCUUGUCCGUACUGGAGGCCUUCGCAAAUGGGCAGGACUUCGGACAGCUGCUGCCAGGGCCUGAAGGGCAGGCACCUGGAGAGCUCGCCCUGCACUUGGCUGUCAGAGUCGCCAACCAGGCCUCCCUGCCCCUGGUGGAUUUCAUCAUUCAAAAUGGCGGUCACCUGGACGCCAAGGCUGCUGAUGGGAACAGUGCUCUGCACUACGCUGCUCUCUACAACCAACCCGACUGCCUCAAGCUGCUGCUGAAAGGAAGAGCUUCGGUUGGCACAGUGAAUGAGGACGGAGAAACAGCCCUGGACAUAGCCAGGAAGAAGCAGCACAAGGAGUGCGAGGAGCUGCUGGAACAGGCCCAGGCUGGGACCCUGGCCUUCCCGCUGCACGUGGACUACUCUUGGGGAAUUUCCCCAGAGCCUGGCUCUGACAGUGAGGAGGAUGAGGACGAGAAGCACUGCCCUCCAAAGCCCCUGGCCCAGGCCCGCUGGGCCGGUGGGAGGAUGGACAUCAGCAACAAGACCUAUGAGACUGUCGCCAGCCUGGGAUCCGCUGCUCCUCAGAGCCAGAGUGAGGACUGUCCCCCACCCUUACCAGUCAAAAAUCCUUCUCGGACCAUGGUGCAAGGCCGUGCGGGACAUACCAGUGGAGAUCAUUCCGAAGUCCCCAGCCUCAGCUCAGAGCCUCCUGGGGCCCCUGAGAGCCAGAGCAGUCCAACGUCCUCCUCCUCUAGCCUUACAAGUCCUGUGGAACUUGGGGGUACCAACCAAACCCCACCCGGUUCUGAAGAGAGCCUCUUGGAGCCCCCAGGCACCUCCCAACCCAGCCUGACGUCUGGAACCACCCCUGCGGAGAUAUAUCCCCCUGUCAGGUUCAGCUCCGAGAGCACUCGCUCCUAUCGGCGGGGGGCGCCAGAACCUGGAAGACUGUCCCUCAGCCAGGCAGCCUCUACCCAGAAGGAACAUGCCGGUACCAGAGGCCCUUUGGCUGGAUCUCAGUGCUCCUGAGCUAGCUUCAGCUGCAGAACCGUCAAUCCCACCUCAGUCCAGGACUCUGUCUCUUCAUCAGUCUGGGGGCUCCAAAGAGAAGGACCAGCCAGCUUUCAUCAUUCUCCAGACCAGGGAUUCUGCCAGACUAGGGACUGUCUCCAUUCAUUAAUAUUUCUUUACUGAGUUCUGGCUCUAUGUCCAGACCUACACCAAGCACUGAAGAUGCCACAUGAAUAAGACAAGGGUCCUGCGAAUGUGGCCCCUUGCUGGGAAGCUGGUCCCAAGGGUUGAGAUUGGGAAUGGGCAGGGUACAUGGUUCUGGGAUCAGGGGCAGACUGACAAGCAGCUGUAUGACAUUGUAGUUGUCUACAGCCACAUCCAUUCUGGUUGGUCAGUGUCCAUGCCGUACUGCCCGUUAACCACACAGUCUGACUCUCACUCCUUUUGAGGGACAGCACAGCCUUCCUGGGGACCUCUACCACAUUCCCCCCAUUGCCCACUCUCCUUGACUUAGCAGGAAAGAAAGGGGUGGUCCUGGAUGAGGGUCCUCACUUCUCUCCUCUUUCUCAGUCAACUCAGGAGCCUUCCAGCCCCAGGGAAGGAAAAGGUAACACAAGGAGAAAGGAGUGUGAUAGAAAUGGGAGGGCAGAGACUUCACGGUUCUGCUUCCCAGUGCCAGAGAUUCCACCCUAGCUUUCAGCCCUGUCUUAGAAAACAUCCACCGAGCCCUCAGCAGUCUCUAACGCCUCAUUGCUGAUGGGCCUAGCCAAACCGGGGAGGCCAGAGAGUGCCCGUGCCACCAUGGCAGCCCGGCCGGAGGCUAGGCUGUUCACCUGGAGACCUGGCUGCUCUGGGGCCCCACAGGAGCAGAGUUGUCUUCUGAGCUCCCAGCAUCUGGUUUUGUUCAUCUCUGACUUG
Molossus molossus (Pallas's mastiff bat) is the source of this 3665-nucleotide messenger RNA. It is a transcript of the gene ASAP3, whose product is annotated as ArfGAP with SH3 domain, ankyrin repeat and PH domain 3. The record is from RefSeq and is a predicted model, not a curated record. Gene Ontology annotation, molecular function: protein binding; GTPase activator activity. NCBI's taxonomy places the organism in Eukaryota, Metazoa, Chordata, Mammalia, Chiroptera, Molossidae. Gene Ontology annotation, biological process: positive regulation of GTPase activity; cell migration. The transcript has 25 exons. Gene Ontology annotation, cellular component: focal adhesion; cytoplasm. The coding region runs from base 87 to 2765 and encodes 892 amino acids.